UCACUAGUAGACUGCUGCUGUGUGGCGUAGUCGAGCGAAACCAGCGAAAAAAGUAAGACAGUGACGGCGUCGUAUUAUUCGAAUGAUUUUGGCUAAUGAAGGAGAUUUUUGCAUAUUCGAGAUUGCGAGUAGUACGGGUGGUGGCACAGUCACAGUGUGAAAGGAGAGACCCGGGAGCUAUUUUUAUGGGGUCGUCGGGCCACAGUGAAACGGGAGUGAGUUCAGUUCAGUUCCUGAUUCCGGGUGAACACUUUGGAUAAUUCGAUGAGGGCAUGGGAGGUGUGAUUUUUCGGGAAAUUGAUGGACCAGUCGAUGGAAUUUUUGCGACUGCAGCGGUGAAGACUGUGGAAUGUGAUUUCAUCGGAGGAGUGUAGAAUCGAUUUUCUAAUUCAAUGAAUGACUAAGCGUUGCUUUCACACGAAACCAGAAGUUACCGAAAGUCGAUUGGAAAAUCAAUCAAGGUGCAGUUUCUCAAUCAUAAAGUGAAAGAGCCCAAAAUGGUCUACUAAAACAAGUCGCGGCAAAAAUAGUGAAACUACGAAAGAAGACUACGACUGAAGCUAGUGGUGGGACGAAGACAUAGCUGUAGUGAAUAUUUUCGUCGUAAAACUAAGCAAAGCGUAGAUCAAGAAACAGCUUUAGGUGGUGCCGUCUGUAUGUGUGCAUGUCUAAUAAGUGUGUAGUGCCAACCAGUCACAGAGUAGUAGAAGUCAGCAAAGCGCCACCGCCGGAGGCAGUUUCGGGUCCAAAUAUUACAAGUACUUACCUUUAGCUUGACAGCGAGUGAGAUAGUUCAAGAUUGCAACCAAGCAGACAGGGGAGUACAACAUCAGAAGUGAGUCGUGAACCGACGGCAGGCAACAUCUCGCCCAACUUCGAAUGAAAUUAUUCGAUAUCAAAUAAAUCGGCAUAAUCUGGUACCCCUUCAUUCAACUGCCUUGAAAGCUACAAAGAGGACAUUUUGCCCGCUCGUGUCGGUGUGCUACCCCCUAGAUACACCCAUACGAUACGGCCAAAGCUCCAAGUAGAAUGAGAACAGCUGGGCGCCGCCGCUUGGUUCGGCCCAGUGCGUCAUCACCAUGAAGCACCGGUUGUCGCUGGACAUCGGCGCACCCAUCACUUAUGGCACAACAACCAUGGACAUCCGUUGUUGCAGUUGCAGUGUCAGAGGAAGAGUGCAUACGGAGGAGCAUUUCCGUCCCGUGGGCAGCAGUAGCGGAGCAUGCAGCAUUAGCACCGGUGAAUCAAUAUCGUUCCGCGACGCAGUGGCAGCAGUGGUGGUAACCGGUCUUGAUUGAAACAAAAACGUGCAAGUGUGAGGAAAAUCCGGGGAAAAUUAGAAUAAUAUGAAAAUAGUUGAUUCCAAGCCAAAAUAUAGUUUAGUGCAAUUGAGAAGAAAGAAGAGAAGAAAGCAUAUCGCUCUACUAGUGUGCCCGUUCGGGGAAGCAAGAUAGAAGAAGAGAGAAUCUGAGUGAGGGCAGGUGUGGUUGAAAAAUAGUUGUUUAUUGUGAAAAUAGAACCACACAAAUAGCUCGUUAGAAAAGAGGAAAAAGUGCAAAGUGCUACCCAAGGGUGAGGGUGUUGAUGUGUGCUAGCGCUACAAGCUAAGAGUGAUUGUCGUUUUGGGAAAUUUUGCGUUGAACGGCAGAUAGAGUAAAAAUAAGUCAUCGAAAUGACUGACCAGAAGAAAGUCCUUGCAGGGCUCAACCUGUCCAGCCUGUCAGUGAUCUCAGCGUCCGCCCGGUUGCGCGAGCUCGAAUCGCUCAUCAUCGACAAUGUCACCUCGAACAACAACCUGAACAGCGCCGGCCUGUCGUCGGAGAAAUUCCUCUCGAUCGAAACGCUGCUCGACUGCCUGCUGGUGCUGUACGAUGAGUGCUGCAACUCGUCCCUCCGGCGGGAGAAAACCGUUUCCGAUUUCAUCGAGAUGAUCCGCUCGGUGGUGCAGUGCGUCAAGCAGUUGCACCUCUCGCGGGAGGACUUCGAGGUGCUCAAGGUCAUUGGCCGCGGGGCAUUCGGCGAGGUAUGCGUCGUCCGGAUGAAUCACACUAGUCAGAUUUACGCGAUGAAGAUUCUGAACAAAUGGGAAAUGUUAAAGCGUGCAGAAACGGCGUGCUUUCGUGAGGAACGCGAUGUGCUGGUGUUUGGUGAUCGAAGAUGGAUUACCAACCUGCAUUAUGCGUUUCAAGACGAUAUCAAUCUGUAUCUGGUGAUGGACUACUAUUGUGGCGGCGAUUUGCUUACGUUGUUGAGUAAAUUCGAAGACCGACUUCCGGAGGAUAUGGCUCGGUUUUACAUAACCGAAAUGGUACUCGCGAUAAGCAGCAUCCAUGAGUUGAAGUACGUUCACCGUGAUAUCAAGCCCGAUAAUAUCGUUCUGGACGCUAGUGGGCACGUGCGGUUGGCAGAUUUCGGAUCAUGCCUGAAGCUGGGACCUCAGGGAACGGUGCAAUCGAAUGUGGCAGUGGGGACACCGGAUUAUAUAUCACCGGAAAUCCUGCGGGCCAUGGAGGACGGUCAGGGCAAGUACGGCCCAGAAUGUGAUUGGUGGUCAUUGGGAGUUUGCAUGUAUGAAAUGUUAUUCGGCGAAACACCUUUCUACGCCGAAAGUUUAGUGGAAACGUACGGGAAAAUUAUGAACCACAAAAACUGCUUCGACUUUCCCAACGACGACGAAGAGUUCCAAGUUAGUGAUAAUGCAAAGGAUCUAAUUAAGAAGUUAAUUUGUUCGCCCGAAUUCCGACUGGGUCAGAACGGGAUCGAAGAUUUCAAAUCACAUGCGUGGUUCGAAGGAAUCGACUGGGAUACGAUACGAAACGGCCAGGCGCCGUACAUACCUGAGGUUUCUAGUCCAACCGAUACGUCCAACUUCGAUGUGGACGACACGGACAUAAAGUUGUCCGAAGCGGUGCCUCCAAAGACGAAUCCCGCCUUCUCAGGGCACCACCUGCCUUUUAUUGGGUUCACGUUCACCAAGGACAGCUGCAUAUCGGAUGUGGGGAAACUGUCACGUGCCAUUAACAACUUAACUAAUAGUCAAUUACAACAACCGUUAGCUCCACUUAAACUAGAUGGUAGUCAACCGCGGUCCGAAGAGAAACGUCUCAGUCCGGACAGCACCCGGAAGCUUCAGGAUGAAAUCAACAUCCUGACCAAGCGGAAUUGUGAGCUGGAAAGUCAAAUUAAAAGCUUCGAGCGACAGGAAUUCGCCGUCCGAAGUAGUGGAAACUCUGUCCUAGGAGAUACGGUUGAUGGCCAGUUAGAUGCUAAGUUGAAGGAGUAUGAGAAAAUCAAUCGCCAGCUGCGGCAGGAGAAGGAAGAUCUGCAGAAGGAGCACGCAGAUGCACUUGAAAGACUGAAACUACAAGAUAAGGAACUGAAGGAUGCUCUUGGCCAGCGGAAGUUGGCGAUGGCUGAAUACACCGAAGUAACCGAUAAGCUAUCGGAUUUGAGGCAGCAGAAGCAGAAACUAUCCCGUCAGGUCCGCGACAAGGAAGAGGAAGUAGAAGUUGCGAUGCAAAAGGUCGAUACACUUCGAAGUGAGCUGCGAAAAACGGACAAGUCUCGAAGGGAAAUGGAGGCUAGGAUGCAGGACAUAUUAUCAGAAGUUACCAGAGAAAGACAGUUGCGGGAGAGAUCGGAAGACUAUUGUCGGCAACUGCAAGCUGAACGAAGUAGAAGCUCUUCCGAUCUGGGGUCAUCCACGUCACUAGGAAUCUCCUCAUCCGAUUCGAUUCGGUUAGAGAUCGAUCGGUUAGAGGUCGAAUACAGCGAGAAAAUCAACCUGCAACAGACCCGGUAUAAUGCGGAGAUUUCUGCACUACGAGAGCAACUCACUGAAGCGGACAAUCUUCGGGAGAUGCUACAAAUCGAGUUGCAACAGGCCCGCGAAAAGCUGGAUUCGACGAGAUUGGAGUCGCUUACCGAUUCGGAGGAGACUAUCAUGGAGCUGCGCAAGCGGCACGAGCGCGAGAAGAAGAUCCUGCUGGAUGAUAACCGUAAGCUGAGCGCCGACAGGGAGAUACUCAGCGAGCAGAAUCGACGUCUGCAGAACGAACGACUGCAAAUGGAAAGCGAUUAUGAGGAACUAAGGAAUAAACGCCAAGCAUUCAGUCAGUGGGAACGGCAGAUUUCGGAGAUCAUUCAGUGGGUAUCGGACGAGAAGGAUGCGCGCGGCUACCUGCAAGCGCUGGCCACGAAGAUGACCGAGGAGCUGGAGUUCCUCAAACACUCCGGUUCGCUCAACCACAAUACCAGCGACAAGAACUGGCGCAAUCGGCGCUCGCAGAAGCUGGAAAAGAUGGAACUGCUCAACCUGCAGAGUUCGCUGCAGAACGAAAUUCAAGCCAAGGCUCUUAUUUCGGAGGAGCUGACGCGAACCCGGACGGAUUUGGUUGCCGCUCAAAAGGAUCUCCGAGAGGCACGUCAGAUUUGCGAAUCGUUCGGUAGUGAAUUGAAGCGCAAAGAAGGCCAAAUCAAGGAUCUCCAACAGCGACUAGAAACCAAUGAAGGGUUUCUGGAGAGACCUUCGUCGCAGAUGUCCUAUCUGGACCAUUUCCUGAAAGAAUCGCGCGACGGUUCCGGUUCGACAACGCACACAAACUCCACCUUAGCAGUGAAUAUGCCGUCCCAGCAGAAUAGUCAGCACGUAACAUCCACCAGUUCGUCGUCGAACAACCUCACCAACACGCCGAUGAAUCAGCAUAACCAGAGCCUAUCCUCGCUGCACCAACAGUUGCAGCACCAGCAGGUACAACAGCAACAGCAGCAGCAUCUUCAGCAACAGCAGCAGUCCCAUACGUACGGUAAUCAGCAGCAACAGCAGCAGCAGCAAGGGCACCCGAUGCACCAUUCAAAUUACUCGAUGGAGAGCGAGGAGGGUGACGUCGAGGAUAACCGCGGUCAUUCGCUGUCCAGCUCUAAAAGCAACUUGAGCGAUCAUUCGCUGAGCAUGCACAGCGUGAUGAUGCCGAAGCAGAAGGUGCACCAGUUCCUUGUGCGAACGUUCUCUAGUCCCACCAAGUGCAACCAUUGCACCUCGCUGAUGGUCGGCCUCACCCGGCAGGGCGUAGUGUGCGAACUGUGCGGCUUCGCCUGCCACAUGAUCUGCUGCCAGAAGGUGCCCACGCAGUGCCCGGUGCCGUCCGAUCAAACGAAGCGACCGCUCGGUAUCGAUCCGACCCGCGGCAUCGGUACGGCAUACGAGGGCUACGUGAAGGUACCCAAGCUGGGAGCGGUCAAACGGGGCUGGGUGCGGCAGUUUGUUGUUGUUUGUGAUUUUAAGCUGUUUCUGUACGACAUCUCAGCGGACCGUAGUGCAUUACCAAGUGUUCACGUUACUCAGGUAUUAGAUAUGCGUGAUCCAGAAUUCGGAGUCUCCGGAGUUCGGGAGAGCGAUGUCAUUCAUGCAGCUAAGAAAGAUGUUCCUUGUAUCUUUAAGAUAACAACCUCCCUGAUGGAUGGUGGUCCCUCGCUGCAAACCCUAAUGCUGGCGGAUACCGAAUCCGAAAAGGCAAAGUGGGUGGUGGCGCUCAGCGAAUUGCAUCGAAUAUUAAAACGAAACAACCUACCAAAUACGGCUAUUUUCCGGGUGAAAGAGGUGCUGGACAGCUCACUGUCGGCGAUCCGCAGCGCAUUGAGUGCGCUUAUCAUUGACCCGGACCGGAUUCUGCUGGGCACGGAAGACGGCCUAUUCUGUUUGGAUUUGGAUCGGAGUGAAAUCGCCCGGAUAGGGGAGAGUAAAAAGGUGUAUCAGUUGUGGUACAUCGCGGAGGAGCAGUUGUUGGUGAUUCUUUGUGGCAAACAGCGUCAUUUGAGGCUUUUGCCAAUUCGAGCGUUAGAAGCGACGGACGUCGAAUGGAUUAAGGUGGCAGAAUCCAAGAACUGCAUAACGGCCUGCACGGGAAUAAUCGAACGUGGACCACAACCAGUGUACUGCAUUGUGAUCGCGUUAAAGCGACAAAAUACGUCGCAGAUUGUGGUCUACGUGGUAAAUCGGAACAGGAGUCGACAUCACAAGAUGUGCGAGUUUACUGUUGCGUACCCGGUGCAAAGUUUGCAAAUGCUUUCCGAUCUUCGGUUAGCGGUGGGUCAUCAGAGCGGUUUUACAGCGUACUGCCUGCAAGGAGAGGCCCAAGCAAUGCCUCUUGUUCAUCCGGAGAACCAGCUGAAUAACUUCCUUGCGUAUUCCGGAGUUGAUGCAUGGCGAGUUAUUGAAAUUCAGUCUGGGCAAGGAUCAAAUGCUCAUGGAGAAUACCUGCUGGUGUUUCAAACUUUAGCCAUUUAUGUAGAUUUACAAGGACGCAAAUCACGUGAUCGUGAAAUUAUGUAUCCAGCAGUACCUACCCAUAUAACUUAUUGUGAUGGUCAUCUCCUAGUCUACUCGGAAACACAUCUUGAUAUAUUUAACGCGCAAACCGCCGAGUGGGUUCAAUCAAUUGGACUUAAGCGGUCCCGUCCACUGAUAAACAACGGAAUUCUUUCGCUGACGACCCUAAAUGACGCUGCCCAUGUCAUUUAUCUGGCUAACAUGCAUACACGAGAGCUACUCAAUCUCGCACCAUGUGAUCGUGAUGGUAGACUAAAAUCUAAACGCUUUUCAUUGCGUAACGAAGGCAGCCGUACGAUACGAACUAGCACCGAUCGCCGCUCGAAAUUGAUUUCGGCUCCUACAAACUUCAACCAUAUCUCGCACAUGGGCCCAGGAGAUGGAAUCCAAAAGCAACGGUUACUCGAUCUUCCCACCACAAUUGAAACGGCAGAUCAAAAUAACCAACAUCGAGUAUCAACGAUGCGCCACGCUCCGCCACCACCGCGAGCUCCUCCACGUCCCAUGAUUCAUCCCCACAAUGAAGGUUCUAAUAAUUCUUUCCCAGGUGCUAAGCGGACGGCUCCGGCCCGACCACGGGAUCAACCUCCUUCUUUACCACGAUCACCUAGUCCACUCGGGAGUAUGUCUUCACUGCAAGAUGUUUUGAAGGUGGCCGAUAUGCAGUCCGAGUCGCGACACAGCGUAGCCAGCAACAAUUCUAGCUCGGUGUCGACACCACCCUCGCCAACCAACGACCGGCUCAGUUCCAGCUACGAUUCCUAGUGGUAAGAAAGCUCAUUUCAGUAUGAGCCUAUAUUUCAAAACAAGUAGUGAGGAAUUUCACGAACUCGCGGCGCGUUACAGUCAGUCAGUAUAGCUAAGCGCGCUUCUGUGCUUAGAGUGUCAUGUAAAUGUUUAAGUUUCUACCUAACGUGUCGUUCGUUUGUAGGCAUAUCUUUUUCUCUGUUACAAAAACAAAUUGCAUAACACAAAAUACUCGUAGGAUGUCAUAUUUGGGUUUCUUAUUUUACAAGGUUUAAUUUUUACUUUAAACUUUUUUUUUUACUUUUACUCUCAUUAAGUAUUCAAAUUUUAUUGGAUUUUUAGUGCAAAAGCGAGCUUUCGAAACUAAUUGAUCUCUUUGAUAAUACAAAAUCGAGCGUGGGGGUUCUCACCGGAAUUCUACUAAGACAAAUACUAUAUUUAUGAAACGGUUGUGUUACUUUCGAAAACGGACACAAUCAAGGUCCUGAACUCUGCAAUAACUCUUAAACUACUAGCUAUUACUUACUACUACUAUUAUAAAUAACUAAUUGAAUCAUGGAAAUCAAAUUAUGUCAUUUACGGUUGGAGAAGCGGGAGUUUCGGCGAAAACAUCGUUGUGCAAUAUCAAUAAAAGUAGGCAUACGAAUGUGGACAUUUUGAUGUAGCGAGAGAUUGAGUAUUCAAAGGUACUAGAAGGAUACCAUUAAAGCAUUGAUUCAUCCGUAGAAUAGAGCGUAACAGUUCCAGUUUUAGAAACACAUCCUAUCGCGGUAACUAAAUUGUCUUUUAACCUUUUCUAUCUUCAAACAGAAAGUCAAACAUAAUGAAUUGAGUUUGAGUAAGACCUAGUGCAACGAGUUCAUAACAACAAAUAAUUUACGAACUAAUAAACUAAAAAGGAAAUGAGUCCCGACACUAUGAAUUAAAUCCAUCAAACAAAUCACUUCGUAAACAAAGAACGUGCAGCAAACAGAUGUGCAGCGCAAAUCGGUUGAUUUUUGUAUUGGUACCCAGAAUGUCGUGUUUCCUAAAUGAACCAAUCGUUUUUAAAUUAGGCAAUUUAAUUUUUGUUGGAAUUAUUCUUUCGCUCACUUGGCUUACUAUUAUCGAUCUACAAAGAACAUAAUUUUGAAAGAGUUACCCUCCACCUGCCAAUGAUUCAAAUAAUAGCACCCACACACCAUGGUUUGGUUACUCAGCUGUAAGCAUUGGUCUACGUACGAGCAGUUAAAACGACCUUAAUUGAAAUCGACACACGUUAUUUAGUAAAACAGAACUCAUCUUAUAAAAUAUAACAUUAGCUCAAUGAUAGUUUUCUUUCAAUAUUUGCAUAUUAUCAAGGACGAGUUAUAUUAAACAAUAAGGUAAUUUGAAAUUACAUCCAAAGUGGCGAAAUUCGCGAUACUGACAUUUUGUGAAACGACAUUGUAGACACCAAAACUAAUAAUCUAAUCGGUUCCACCAAUUAAACUUCACCGAGAUAUCUCCUAGCGUAGAUUUUGUCAUUGUAUGUAUGAAGAGGUUCUCGGGGCUACACAAACCUGGUUCAUUUGCAACUUUAUCAGCCAUCGUACCGGAAGUUAUAACAGUUAUCUAAACGACUCAUAGAUCGGACGACAUUUCGUUUUGGAAAAACUGCCGAUCUUUCACCUGUAUGUGUCAUUCUACCAUUUAGACGUUAUUGCCAAGGGUAUUCCAUUGUAGAUUGUUCAUCCCUUACACUGAAUGCUUGUCGUCCGUACUAAUAUGCAAAGGGGUUUGAGCAUCGUUUAUUUUGUGCUAAGUAAGCUGAAGUAGAUAGGUAACCGGCAGUCAAUAUACGAGAGAAAACAAAAGAAAAUCAGAAUCAAAUUUAUCGCUACCUUUAGACGCAAAAAAAUCAACUACCAUAAAACAUAUGAAACAACUGAUACAAGCUUGAGCAGGAUCAGCCAUUCGGCUUCUUGUGAAGAUGAGCAAACGAAAAUAUCGUUGAGCAGAUAUAAACUGAAGACAAUAUCUAGUAUUUCCGAUACAGAUUUACUGUAUUUGUUAAUAUUAUACAAACAAAAGAAAACAAACUUGACAGAGUAGCUUAGCAAGUAUAAAACGCUAAGAACCAUGUAAAAAUGAUACUAAUACCUUAAGUAAAUACAAUUAAAUUAAAUUUCAUUGUUUCUUCGUUGUAUAAAGAAUGACACAUUUUACCACUGUAUAAAAAAAUCUCACACUUUCAACCACAAACUAAUUUAAGCUAAUUUUACAUUAAGUCGUAAUUUAUUUGACCUAAUUGAAAUGAAUUUCCGUUGUAUAUCAGAUUACAACGAACGGUCCUUAGGUAAAAAAUCGGCCGUGUCGAAAAGUAUUUAUUUACAACCCAUCACCACUUUAACGCUUUGUAAUUUAUUCUAAAAUCAUCUCUAUUUUAAAUUCAGGCUUUGAAAUUUGCUUAUUUUACCUUUUUUGCUCCCUUACAAAUUGUUGUAUUCUCUUUAGUUCAGAAUAACAAGUUUACAAUUUGCUGCUAUUAGCAAAGCUACCGCCACCACAUUGAUAUCGUCUAAUGAGAGAGCGACAUGUUACAAUAAAAAAAAACAAACGAAAGCGACCUCCUUAUUUCGCAAAUCUGUGGGUGAAAGUAGUACCACGCAAGCAAUUACAUAAUAUAUUCAAACGAUGACGUUAGAAAAAAAAACGAAAUUUUCGGUCGAAAGUUAGGGCGAGGAAAAAACAACAACGUGGAAACAUAUACUUCACUAAUAAAUAAGGUUAGCAGUAUAUAGAAUAUACCGAAAAUUCUAGUGUUUUAUAAAAUUAUAUUAAUUGUAAAAUUACCGCGACAAAAUAUAAUAAUAUACAAGUACUAAAACAAAAGAAAAAAGAAAUAA
Molecule: messenger RNA, 9942 nt
Organism: Armigeres subalbatus
Lineage: Eukaryota; Metazoa; Arthropoda; Insecta; Diptera; Culicidae
Gene: gek
Product: serine/threonine-protein kinase Genghis Khan
Exons: 21
Coding region: 1673-7093 (1806 amino acids)
Biological process (GO): actomyosin structure organization; peptidyl-threonine phosphorylation
Cellular component (GO): cytoskeleton; cytoplasm
Molecular function (GO): protein serine/threonine kinase activity; ATP binding
Source: RefSeq, a predicted model, not a curated record